AUGUAUAGAAAUAAAAAAAUUAUUUCGUCUCGAAGUUUGCGGCUUUUGAAAUCUGUUCUUCCUCCAUUGGAUUCAGAAGAUUCUGAAACUGAAGAUGAGACUGAAUUAUCAUUAAAAAAGAAAUUAAAUACCCCCACCGUGACUGUUUUAGACUAUUCUGAUAGCAGUACACACUCUUCAAGUCCUCCAAGUGGUGCUUCUGAACUAGAGAACUAUCUCUACGAUAUCGAUGAUUUUCCCAUGUUUGAUGAAUUAGGUACGGACAUCAACAAUUAUAUAAAUUUACCAACUACAAGUUACAAUGAUACUUUGGCUGAAGUUUCUAUUUCUACUUCUAAUUCUAUUUUAGAUUUGCCUAAUGUUGAACGAAAUAAUAUGAUUGAUAAUCCGAUUAAUUUAAGUAUCGUCGAAAAUAUAUUAGAUCUUUCUUCUCCAAAUAAUUUUCAAUCAGUUGAUUUACAUUCUGAUUCAGACUUAUUGAUUGUUCAAAGAAAAUCGGGUAGAUUAGCUCAAAUGUCCUAUGUGGAACCAAUGUCGGUAUCUUCAGUAUAUGUUGAAUCUGUUGAACCUCCUCCAUUAUCCACACUUAGAAACAAAACCAAAAAAAUGAUACGAAAAAAAAUGACUUUUAAAUGGACAAAACAGUUUAAAUUUCCUGUUGAUUUACCUCCGUUUAGGUAUUCUUCUAUACCUCAAAAUAUUUCAACUCCUUACCAAUAUUUCAAAAUGUUUCUUACAGAUGACAUUUUAGAACUCAUAUCAAAGCACACUAACAUAUAUAGUUCCCAAAAACUUGAUAAGUCUUUAGAAACAACAGUAGAAGAAAUAAAGCACUAUAUUGGAAUUGAAGUACUUAUGGGAAUCGUAGCAAUGCCAGCCUAUACUGAUUAUUGGUCAGCCGACUUAAGAUACAAUCAAAUUGCAGAUACCAUGCCUCUAAAACGUUAUCAAAUGCUACGUCGAUAUAUUCAUUUUGUUGAUAACGAAACAGUUGAUACUUCUGACCGUUUUUAUAAAGUAAGACCAAUUUUAGAAGGUAUAAGAAAAAAUUGUUUGUCGAUUGAACAGAGUAAACAGUUUUCAAUAGAUGAGAUGAUGAUUACUUAUAAAGGGACCAAAGCUGGUUCCAGAAGACAGUAUAUAAAAAUCAAACCAAAAACUGUUUACUUUGACAAUUGGUUUACAUCACUGGAACUUGUGACGUAUUUAAGAAAAAAGUUCGGAAUUUUAAGCCUUGGAACAAUACAACAAAAUAGACUGCGUGGAUGUGAUAUCAUAAAUGACAAAGAUUUACUAAAAAAAGGAAGAGGAAGUUUUGAAAUGAGGUGUGAUAAUAAAAAAAAAAUUUCUGUUGUAAAAUGGGCAGACAACAAAUGUGUAACACUGGUAAGUUCAUUUGUACCUGUAAAUGAACAACCGUCUUCAGUUCGUCGCUAUGAUAAAAAUAUGAAAGCUAAAAUUCCUAUUAAUUGUCCAACAAUAAUUAAAGAGUAUAACUCUAAGAUGGGUGGUGUUGAUUUAGCUGAUAUGCUAGUAUCUUUAUAUCGUACUGGUCUAAAAUCUCAUCGUUGGUAUUUGGCUGUAUUUUCACAGUUAUUGGACAUAUCUGUCAACAAUGCGUGGUUAUUAUAUAGGCGUGAAUUUGAAGAGUUAAAUAAUGAUUUAAACGUUAAAUAUAUGCCAUUAAAACAAUUUAGAACCGCAAUAGCUAAAACUCUUAUUAACCAAAGAAAACCUGGCAGACCAAUAAAAGAAUUGCUAACUAAUCCACGAAUUCAGAAAUUACCCAGGUCAAGGCCUACAGAUGAUGUACGCUUGGAUAACGAAGACCAUUUACCCAAAAAAAUUAAAAAAGGACGAUGUAUGUUGUGCCCCAAAGGUCAGACGGUUUAUAGUUGUACUAAAUGUAACGUGAGACUUUGUACUCUUGACGAAAGAAACUGUUUCUACACUUAUCAUAAGCAGAAAUAA
Molecule: messenger RNA, 1971 nt
Organism: Metopolophium dirhodum (rose-grain aphid)
Lineage: Eukaryota; Metazoa; Arthropoda; Insecta; Hemiptera; Aphididae
Product: piggyBac transposable element-derived protein 3-like
Exons: 2
Coding region: 1-1971 (656 amino acids)
Source: RefSeq, a predicted model, not a curated record